Messenger RNA from Salmo salar (Atlantic salmon), 8168 nucleotides. RefSeq names its product leucine-rich repeat transmembrane protein FLRT1. Gene Ontology annotation, molecular function: protein binding. Gene Ontology annotation, cellular component: plasma membrane. Lineage: Eukaryota; Metazoa; Chordata; Actinopteri; Salmoniformes; Salmonidae. The record is from RefSeq and is a predicted model, not a curated record.
GGCACAGACAAAGUAAUCUCUCUCCUUUGACCACCCCAUCCUCGCAACAGCAGCCAGUCUCACUUGCUUUCCUUCAGCACCCCUUCCACCCUAUUCUCCCGCUCUACAUCCCUGAAACCUUACCAGCUAGCGUCAGCGACAAUGGUCAGUGCAGAGAGAUGAAGAGGGUAAAUACAUCACGUUUCAUUUCAAUUUCGGCUAUGCCAUCGAAAAAUUACGGGGGCUGAGAACUUCGAGGAAAAUAAUCUAGGGAGUGAAGAUGGUUAAUGAGUAAUCACAAAUUCUUAUCACCUAACGCACAAGUUGAUCAGAGCGGUCCAGCUGUCUUGGCAUAACCUAUUUCAUUUAUUUCCAUUAUGACCGCACAUUUACUGUGGGCUAUGUCGCAGCGGGAGGAUAUUUGAAAAGGGCAGAGGGAGGUAGGUUGCUAAGAGAGAGAGAGAUAGAGAGACUUGGCAGCACAUUAUUAUAAUGAUGGUGAGUGACUGAUCCACACUUGACGCUGGCGACUUAAUUUGGAACUACAAGCAAGGGCGAUUCUGUCGUUUCGUCUGCUUCUGGAGGGCAUCGGGACGAACCUACAAAUUGCCUGAACAACGCUCUGAGAGGCGCACAAAAGAAAGCCUGGGAGAAAAAGACGACUGGUGUAAAGGCGACUGUCAGAGACGGAAGCUUCCGCGGAGCACCAAACCACAGGUGUGACUGGAGAGAGAUUUCAGCCACUCUGAUCAACACAGAGAGGGAGCUGUCUCUACUGACGUCAGAACCGGACGACCUAAAAGAAACUUUCACAAAAGUUUCAAGAACGCUACCCUCAAACAAGCAAGGCUGAAGAUAUCAAGUCUUUGAAGUGGACUGAGUAUCAUGUCUUGAGAUUGGCCUCAGUUUGUUUUUAGAAUAUCAACCCUAAUGGUUGACACGGCCAGGGUUUAAUGCUCCCAAUGCUGUUAAUUCAAGAACACAUUUCUGUCUUCGUAGAAGAUUAAAGUACUUGGUGGGAUUCAUUUUUGGUAAAGGAACUGAGGUAUAGAAUGGGGCUACAGGAUCUUACCCGAGGCUAAACCCUGAUAUAGCAACCCACUUCUUAUCUUUUUAGAUCAGUCAAAAAUAUAUAUAUAUAUUCCAGCCCAUUCCUCCCAGCUUUGAGAGGGAAAUGGACAAGAUGAUGUGGACUCAGCUGAGAAUGUGGAGUCUCAGUUCCAAUCUGGAUAUGGCUUUGAGAUCAGACAUUCCGGGAAUCAACGCGAGGGCUCUACUGGGAUAGAGCGCACCCUGGUAUUCACACAGCCAGCAGCAUUUUCUCUGUGAUUUUUUUCAUGGGAAAAUUCAAGCCCACACAAAUGCCUAAGGCAAGUGUACAGUAGGGUUGCCUGCAAGCGUGGUAGUCUGAAUCCUCGAGGUGGACUGUUCUUUUCAUCCACUGCACCAGGACCCACACGCACCAGGACCCACAAGCACCAGAGGAGACAGACCCACACGGUCCAGGACCCACACGCUGCAGGACCCACACGUUCCAGGACCCACGCGCUCCAGGACCCACAUGCUCCAGGACCCACACACUCCAGGACCCACACGCUGCAGGACCCACACACUCCAGGACCUACACUUUCCAGGACCCACACACUGCAGGACCCACACACUGCAGGACCCACACGCUGCAGGACCCACAUGCUGCAGGACCCACACACUCCAGGACCUACACUUUCCAGGACCCACACGCUGCAGGACCCACCCACACGCUGCAGGACCCACACGCUCCAGGACAUACACUUUCCAGGACCCACACGCUGCAGGACCCACACGCUGCAGAGGAGACAGACUCACAACUCCAGAGGAGACAGACUCACAACUCCAGAGGAGACAGACUCACAGCUCCAGAGGAGACAGACUCACAACUCCAGAGGAGACAGACUCACAACUCCAGGGGAGACAGACUCACAACUCCAGAGGAGACAGACUCACAGCUCCAGAGGAGACAGACUCACAGCUCCAGAGGAGACAGACUCACAGCUCCAGAUCUGUAUCUUUUACAACACAAGUCUAUCUAGGGCUGAAGGAGCCAGCCUGGUUUGAGCUGAUCCUUAGGAUUCAAGGAUCCAGGAAGUUGAGAUCGAGAGGAAGGGACGUUCAUCAUCAGCACCAUGGCGUCUGAGGGAGUGGUCGAGCUGCGUGAUUGGCUGUUCCUGCUCAUGCUCUGCCUGACUCUGUUGGCCGAGGUGCUGGAGAUUGCUGCAGCCACAGGGUACGACGAGGAGGGAGACCCAGUGUGCCCCUCUGUCUGCCGAUGUGACGAGGACUUCAUCUACUGCAACGACCGUGGCCUGAGCUCUAUCCCCCCUCUGCCCCCCUCUGCCACUGUGCUCUACCUUCAGAACAACCACAUAGACAACGCCGGGCUCCCCACCUCCCUGGAGCGUCAACUCACCGUCCGAGUAGUCUACUUGUAUGAUAACGAGCUGGAUGACUUCCCCAUGCACCUUCCCCCUUCCCUCCGGGAGCUGCACCUGCAGGAUAACAACAUCCGUACGCUUCCCCGCGCCACCCUGGCCCGCAUGCCUCUACUGGAGAAGCUGCACCUGGACGACAACUCUGUCUCCACCGUCAGCAUCGAGGACCAGGCCUUCGUUGACAACCCACGGCUGCGCCUGCUUUUCCUGUCACGUAACCACCUGUCCAGCAUCCCUUCUGGGCUCCCGGCCUCUCUGGAGGAACUGAGGCUGGACGACAACCGCAUCUCCACCAUCCCCACCCACGCCUUCCGUGGCCUCUCCUCCCUGCGACGCCUCGUUCUGGAUGGGAACCUCCUGGCCAACCAGCGCAUCGCAGAUGACACCUUCUCCCGCCUCUCCAACCUGACAGAGCUUUCAUUGGUGCGUAACUCCCUCCUGACCCCGCCACUCAACCUGCCCAAUACCCACCUGCAGCGUCUCUCUCUGCAGGACAACGCUCUGAUCCACAUUCCCCGUGGCUCCCUGGAUGGCAUGAGGAGGCUCCAGAGACUGGACCUGUCUGGCAACAACCUGACCACCCUGCCUCGGGGCCUGUUCAAAGACCUGGACAGCCUGGGACAACUGCUGGUGCGGGGGAAUCCCUGGCACUGUGGCUGUAACCUGCGCUGGUUACAUGACUGGCUGCAUGCUAGGGGUAACUCCAUCACGGUGAGGGGCCUCACCUGCCAGGGGCCUGACAAGGUUCGAGACAUGGCCCUUAAGGACCUGACCAGUCAGAUGGAGGAGUGUGAAGUCCCAGGCAUAGUGGCUGUCGGGGCUGGGGCUGGGGUCGGGGCCACAGGAAGUGAGACCAGAGACAGAGGGGGUGGAGCAGAAGUAGGAGGGGUUGCUGCUAGCUCCACCACUAUCGCCCCUCCACAGGGCUCCCUCUUCACCCUGCGCUCCAAGCGGCCCGGCCUGGGGCUCCCAGACUCUGGUCUAGACUACACACUGGGCAGCAGUGGAGUAGGUAAGAGCCUGGCCCUGAAUGUCAAGCCCUUGGCCCCCGACAGCAUCCGUGUCACCUGGAGCGUGGCCCAGCCCACCUCCUCCUUCAGACUUAGUUGGCUGCGGCUGGGAACCAGCGCUGCGAUGGGCUCCAUCACAGAGACCCUGGUGAGAGGAGACCGCAGAGAGUACCUGCUCACCUCCCUGCACCCCCGCUCCAGCUACAUCAUCUGCAUGGUGCCCCUGGCGGCCAGCUCCGGGGGUAGAGGAGCCAUGACAGGUGGAAACACUGACUCAGAUGAAGCUCCAGUGUGCGCUAAAGCUGAGACGUCAGACCCCAGUCAGCCAGAUGUGGGCCAGGAGGACAACCAGCACCCUGAACACAUGGCUACUCUGCCUCUGGCUGGGAUCAUUGGAGGAGCUACGGCCAUCGUCUCUCUGACGCUCAUAGUUGCCGUCUUUUGCUGGUACAGGCAUCGGGCCGGACGCCUGUCUUCUCGUGACCACUACAGCCGUGGCAGCUCCAGAAAGAGCAAGCACUAUGAUGACUACAUUGAGUCAGGCACAAAGAAGGACACCACCAUCCUGGAGAUCCGAAGCCCAGGGUUCCAGAUGACACCCAUGGUUACCCACCAGCCGCUGCAGCCCAUGCCCCUCCGGGAGGAUUACAUCAUCCACACUAUAUUCCCCUCCAAUGGCACCGGCCUCUACAAAGGUGCCCACCAAGUGUCCAAUGCAGGGUAUGGCACCAACCGUGGCUAUAGAGAAGGAGGGAUCCCAGAUAUAGACUACUGUUACACGUGAUAGUCCUGGCCAGUUCCACACUGUUCUAGAUGUACUGUAUAGAUGCACAGUUUUUUUGUCCGCAUGGGUUCUUCUGAAGCACCCCCUUUUGUGCCUUCCUCUUCUAGUCUCCCAUUCCAGCUAAGCCUGCUGUUCACUGCACUGGCACUAUUUGAUUAAUUGGUUGGGAUGCCUGCAGGAAACCGCUACUGGUACACAGCAGCAGGGACUAACAAACGUCCCAUUACAGGUGUUGAUACAGACUGCUUCUUCACACCAUUAGUAGUGGUCAGUGUACUUUUUCAUCACUGCUCCCUCUCUCAGUGAGACAUAGUAAAAUAAUGUGCUGUGUUGAAACGGCAAAAUAUUUUCACAUACAGUACAGUUCCAUUUCAGGGCAUAUGUAUGGAAAGUCACACUAACAAAGCUGUAAGGUUAAAAAGUCCUGAAAGGGUCAGAAAGACAGACUGAUAUUCAUCCCUUGCCCACUGGCCAUAUUUUGCCCUCUUGGCUCAUCCGUUUAAAUGCCUCAACUAUCCCGAUGUGCCCAUUUUGUCCUAUCAGUUACCUGAAGACAGGGCUCUUUAAAGCUGUGAAUUGUUCUUUUUCAAACGGCCCACAUAACCGCUUGUCUUAAAGCAGACUAGUUGUAGUCUGAUCCAGUGGUUCCACAGGGUGAGGGUCUUGUCAGGGCCCAGGGGUGGCUGUCCCUGAAGAUAUCCUUGAUGACUCUGGCUAGAUUCUAUAACAGAACAAUGCAUUGAAUUCAAUGCAGCCCAGGCUUGUAGAUACUUUACUUAGAUAGACAUCCACUGAUCAAAGCUAGUGCUUUGAUCAGUCCCUCAUUGCUACCCUUAUUUAUUGGUUUUGUUUUCGGUGCAUUUUUUUGGAGCUGGGCCUUGACAUUUUUGAUGGGGAAAUUACUCUAAUUUCACCCUUGAUGGGGAUGAUGGAUUUGUUGUAGGUCAUUUUUGAGCAAGAAGAAGAUUUAAAAAAUAAAUUUAAAAACUCUGAAGAUUCGAAUUCUCUUGACUGCACCAGCGUGAAUGUUUAUGUUGUGUACACCCCUUCAAUUAAAACUAUCUGAAGCAAAAGAGACAUUAUCAGUUUACAAGACAGAACUUGGUUAAUAAUAGAGUACCCUGCCAAGACUGACAAAUCACUACAUUGAGACUUAAGAGUCAAACCUCCAUUUCUCCCUCUGUGUACUUAUCAAGUUACCUUAGAAGGUGGUGGUGUUCUGGUGAGAAGGGGGGCCUCCGCUUGGUACUAGAUGGCUUUGUAGUUGUUCACUAGUGGGCCGAUUCCCAACAGGACAGAGGACCUCUGUGGAGCAUCCUGUGGACAGACACAGCAGUCUUGUAAGUGUGAACCAGAAAAUGAGUAUGUAAACAGCUAGAGGAUAUCAGGUAGAUUAUCAAACCGUAACACUGUGGACCUGCACUGUGGGAGGGAGUGAGUAGGUAGAGGAUCUGAGGAGGUGGGGUGAGGCGACAAUGGGGCGAGUUCUAUUUUCCUUUGUGUGGGCACUGAUGAUAAUCCUCUGCUCAACUGGGUUGGGCUCAAUUCCAAUUGAAGGCAGUCAAUUCAGGAAGUGAUUUGAAUUUAAAACUCUUGAAAUAAAUAGCUUUUCAGUUUAUUGAGAAGUCAUUGAAAAUAAAUGCCCUUAUUUAGAUUAUUUGAUUGUAAUUUUAGUUUACUUCUUGAAUUGACUGCCUUCAUUUUGAAUUGAGCCCAACCCUGCUACUCAGUCCACUUCCCCUAUACCCAGCAGCACUACAAAUGUAAAUGAAUCAGCACUUACAGCUACGUAACAGGGAGUGAAUGAGGGGAUAAUGACAGACAGGGAGACCUAGAGAGACACAGAGGAAAAGAGAGUGACAGAUUCAAAUGCAGAAGACAACACAGAAAUGAUGGCUCUGGAACGACGGAGUUAACCCAUGCAUAAACCUGUUUGUCAUAGCCUGCUACUCCACAUUGCUUUAAUAUUCUCCAUUGCUUGUUUAUCACUUUACUGUUUCCAUGGUGGAAACAAAUGGUGAUUCCUUGGCUGUUUUGUCUGUUAGGAUUUCGUAGUAGGUUGACUGUCAGACAAUAUGUCAAAGGAGAGUUCAUUUUAUUUUGAAUACAACAUGUGAGACUGGAAUAAAUGAUGCUGUUGGUGGCAGGUUUUUAUUUUAGAAAAUAUUGAUACACAUUUUUUAUUUUUUUUAUUUAGUUUAUUCAUUUUAUGCUGUUACCAUGACAUCCACUAAUUUCCACUUUGAGAUACCAUCUACACCUGUCUCUACAGGAAAAACAAAAUACUGAGCCUUUUAAAAGUGUGCACAUUUUUUGUGGUAGGGUCUCUAUUGAGUGUACACCUUCUUUAGAAAUCAAUUCUCAGAGAGUGGUAAUAAUACAGUAUAAUCUAUCACAUUACAGCAACAACGUCGCCAUUUCACCAUAUGUAAGAGCACAAAUAACUGUUGAAAUAUAUAUAUUUUAUUUUUUGAAGUAACCACACAUAGGGGUAAUAGUGAGGGGAAGAAUCAUAUCACAGGUAACCAGCUUACAUACAGAAACCAGGCCUGCAUGAUUUACUGUAACUCCCUCUCUGCCUAUUACUCGCCCUCUCUCUCCUAUAAAACAUAGUGUAUUUAUUUGGUAUGUAGCUAUUACGGCAGGUAGCAUAGUGGUUAGAGGGUUGUACCAGUUACCGCUAGGUCGCUGGUUCAAAUGAGCCGACAAGGUGAAAAAUGAACAAGGUACUUAACCCUAAUUUGCUUUACUAUGGCUGACCCUGUAAAACACCACAUUUCACUGCACCUAUGUGACAAUAUAUAUAUUUUUUAAUUAUUGUUUCUAGUUGAGCUUGCAUGCCUAGAUAUGUAUGUUUGAGAGAAAGGGAGUCAGAGAGAGAGAGAGAGAGAGAGAGAGUCAGAGAGAGAGAGAGAGAGAGAGAGAGAGAGAGAGAGAGAGAGAACAUAGUAAGUAUGCAGAUUGUGUGCAUCACAGUCAUCGCAGGGAGCACUUACGGUAAUUUUGUUUCAUUUUUUUAGACCAUCUGCCGAUUUUACUUCUCUGUCGACUCGACCAGCAGUUGGUGUUUGUGUGUGUGUCAGAUUGUGUGGCUCCUGCCGACUCAGACCAGCAGUUGUUCCACCUGCAGCCCAUUAACACAGAUGUCUUCCCUUCCCUGCUGCGACUGCCCUGGCUCCACCGAAAGGCCCUGUUUGCAUAGUCUGUGUUUCGAAAAAAAAUAAAACACUCCACUCUGUGCUCAGAUCGAUGCUAGCUGCACAAUAACAGAGAGCGAAAACAGGGUCAGCUGGGGAUCCGUCACCCAGCACACUUUCUAAAGCUUUCUGGGUGAAAUGGUGCUCAUCAUUAUCAUCAUUAUCAUCAAUUAUUGCACAUUCCCAUCCACAUUCAGCGCGCCCUCUUCAUGCCCCUUCUCUUAGUAGAGUGCCCAUCACCCAACCCACACAAGAGUUGGAAGCCUUUGGUAUGCUGAGUGGAUCCAGGUUUCAGGCGCCAACUUGUGCCACUUUCACAUCAUGUCGGAAACUUGGAAACUCUUGAGAUUUCUGACUUGCUUACUCAUUGUAGAAAGAUGAUACUCGAGUUUCCCACUUGGGAAUUAUCAGAAUCAACCAACAGGAAGCUUUACGCAAAUAACUUAGGUUAAUUUUAACUCUGAGAUCCCAAGUUUCCAACAUGACAUGAACACGGCAUAACACAGGAAAUUCAAGGCAAUGGUCUGUGGUUUUAUGCUUUAAAAAAUCAUUUUAAUGUUGUUUUUUUGUCUACCCCUCGACAUUUUUCCUGUGUUUUUUGUAAGUUGCUGCUGUCGAAACAUCGCUCUCUCUUCCUUUGUUGGACUCUGUGUUAUACUGAGAAAAAAUGAAAAAUUUUGUAUAAAGGAUGUCUCUUUUCAAUGUGAUUAAAGAGGAAAUGUGCAAAGCC